Molecule: messenger RNA, 735 nt
Organism: Penaeus monodon (black tiger shrimp)
Lineage: Eukaryota; Metazoa; Arthropoda; Malacostraca; Decapoda; Penaeidae
Product: ATP-dependent RNA helicase A-like
Exons: 2
Coding region: 1-735 (244 amino acids)
Source: RefSeq, a predicted model, not a curated record
AUGAAGCUCUUGGUUUUGGCACUCGUAGCUGCUGUAUCUGCUGCUCCUCAGGGUUACGACCUAGGCACGCCCUCAGGACCUUCCUUCGAGUCUGGGAGCUGUGGGAGUGGACAAGUGCUGCAUGUGGAUGGCAGCUGUGUGACACCUCAAGUGAACAGCCGUGUGUUCCUGUAUGAUGUGCCAGAAAAUGAAGGUGUUGUAAAUCGGCCAGACUACAUUCCAGAACCUAAAUUGGAACGCAAUAUCAUUUUCGUGAGACUUCCUGAUGGCGCACAGGGACCAGAACCCAUCGUCCUACCACCGCCACAACAGCAACACGUCGUGUAUGUCCUGAAUAAGCAGUCUGAACAUGACCAACGAGUGAUCGAGGUUCCAGCACCACCGCCAUCCAACCCCGAAGUGUUCUUCGUGAACUACGCAGAAGGAGAGAACCCGACUCUUCCCAGCGGAGUCGACCUUCAGACGGCGCUGAGUUCAGCUUCCCAGGGCGGUGGUCAAGUUGUUGGAGGCGGUGGUGUUGGAGGAGGAAGUGGAGGUGGUAUUGGGGGUGGUAUUGGAGGUGGUAUCGGAGGUGGUAUCGGAGGUGGCAUCGGGGGUGGUAUCGGAGGUGGUAUCGGAGGUGGCAUCGGGGGUGGCAUUGGAGGUGGUAUUGGAGGUGGUAUUGGUGGUGGUAUUGGAGAUGGUGCUGGAGGUGGCAGUUACUCUCCUCCUUCUAAUAUCUACAGCACACCUUAA